Messenger RNA from Helianthus annuus (common sunflower), 1007 nucleotides. Its product is annotated as transcription repressor MYB6. The record is from RefSeq and is a predicted model, not a curated record. Bases 33 to 896 code for a protein of 287 amino acids. The transcript has 2 exons. Lineage: Eukaryota; Viridiplantae; Streptophyta; Magnoliopsida; Asterales; Asteraceae.
AGUAUUCAUUCAGAAAAGGUAUUAAAAAGGCCAUGAAGGAGUCGUGGUGUCUUGAUAUCACAACAAACGGCAACCCACUCAACUGUCUCCUCCCUCAUCUAAGCCGCCACCACCACCCGACGCCGGAAAUGGGAAGAGCUCCGUGCUGUUCUAAGGUCGGUUUACACCGAGGCGCUUGGUCGGCCGACGAAGACAAACUCCUCAUCGAUCACAUUCAAACUCAUGGUGAAGGUCAAUGGCGAGCAUUACCAUCCAAAGCUGGUCUGCUUAGAUGCGGGAAGAGUUGCAGGUUGAGAUGGAUGAACUAUCUUCGGCCGGGUAUCAAGAGAGGAAACUUCACCUCCGACGAGAAUGACGUCAUUAUCCGGUUGCAUGCUCUACACGGCAGCCGGUGGUCACUCAUCGCCACCGAACUCUCUGGACGAACAGACAAUGAAAUCAAGAAUCACUGGAACGCUCACCUCCGGAAAACCCUUGAAAACACUGGCAACCAAACAACAAAAAAAAUAAAAAACAAAAAAAUAAAAAAGAAGAAAAUGUUGGACGAUCAGAAAGCUGAAACCGAAAGUCAACAAAAGUCAACGGAAGUCAAACUUGUUGACUCUGGGUCUUCUUCUUCAUCAUCAACUUUAUCAACAAGCAAGAAUGAUGUUUUUGAGGAUGGUGGUGCAUGUUCGAGUUGUGCGUUUGACUUUGAAGAUGCGGACUUUGACUUUUUGUUGCCUUUGUUUGAGAUGGAAGAUACGAGCAUGAUCGACGGUCAGCUAGACGAUGGUUUUUUAAUGGACGGUUGUGAUUUAGUUAUGUCAAAAGAUGAAGAAAGUUUGAUGCUUGAGAAGCUCUAUGAUGAGUAUCUGAAUCUGCUGGAUCAUCCAGAUGAGAAUAUUCAAAACUAAAAAAUAAAAUGUUUAAUUUUUGUUUUUAAUAAUCAGGGGCGGAUCUAUGCCACUUUUGUGAUUUUCCGGGAACCCAUUUGGUUAAGAAAAAAUGGAAAAAAUUUGUGAGAA